UAUUCUAUAAGGAAAAAAAAAAAAAAUAGAACAUGCGACGUGGUACUCUAUAAAUCCCCCCAAAACCGCAACCUCUAUCAUCCUCAUCUACAUUUCAAUAAACACAAAGAGUUGAAAACAUUAAAUCGAUAUAUCAGAACUAAACCGGAUCUGAAAAAUGGCGAACGACCAAGUGAUUCUUCUUGAUUACUGGCCAAGCAUGUUCGGGAUGAGGACGAAGAUGGCUUUGGCUGAGAAAGGAGUCAAGUAUGAGUACAAGGAAACAGAUCCAUGGGUUAAGACUCCUUUACUCAUAGAGAUGAACCCGAUUCACAAGAAGAUUCCGGUUCUCAUCCACAACGGUAAACCGAUUUGUGAAUCUCUUAUUCAGCUUGAGUACAUUGAUGAGGUUUGGUCCGAUGCAUCCCCAAUCCUUCCCUCUGAUCCUUACCAGAAGUCUCGAGCUAGAUUUUGGGCUGAAUUCAUCGACAAAAAGUUUUACGACCCAUCAUGGAAGGUAUGGGCAACAAUGGGCGAAGAACAUGCAGCAGUGAAGAAGGAAUUGUUGGAACAUUUCAAGACACUUGAGACAGAGCUCGGAGACAAACCUUAUUACGGUGGUGAAGUAUUUGGAUACCUAGACAUUGCAUUAAUGGGAUACUACAGCUGGUUCAAGGCCAUGGAGAAAUUUGGUGAAUUCAGUAUCGAAACAGAGUUUCCUAUAUUGACUACGUGGACCAAGAGGUGUUUGGAAAGAGAGAGUGUGGUCAAGGCAUUGGCUGAUUCUGAUAGGAUCAUUGAGUAUGUUUAUGUCCUGAGGAAGAAAUUUGGAGCAGCGUAAAAAAAUGGUUUGGGUUUCAAGAAGGCUGUUAUUUUCUGUCUUUUAUAAUGUUUCAUGUGAGGUUUGUAAUUGUUAUUUCUGUCGUUUUGUUGAAAGUAUGAUAAACCGUAAUAACGAAAUGUUUACUGUACCCUAUUAAAUUCGACGACAUUGCACUCAAUUUGAAUAAACCGGAUUAGCUUCAGUAAACCAUCCGGUUUAAUCGAAGAGUCGUUUCAGUUCACGAACCGUACAUAUUAAUUCCG
Molecule: messenger RNA, 1065 nt
Organism: Arabidopsis thaliana (thale cress)
Lineage: Eukaryota; Viridiplantae; Streptophyta; Magnoliopsida; Brassicales; Brassicaceae
Gene: GSTU26
Product: glutathione S-transferase tau 26
Exons: 2
Coding region: 158-820 (220 amino acids)
Biological process (GO): glutathione metabolic process; toxin catabolic process
Cellular component (GO): cytosol
Molecular function (GO): glutathione transferase activity
Source: RefSeq, marked reviewed